AAAAUUGAGGUUAAUUUAGGAUUUGAGGGAGAAGCAGGAGGAAGAAAACCCAUAUUUCAGGCAUGAUGAAGGACGAUUACGAGGUUGAAGAAAAGAAGCAAGCUGCUGCAGAUGUCUUGUUUCAAUAUUCAAAUUUUGUGAUGGCCUGUAUUGGUAAUCAAGUUCGACCUUGUGACUUGAGACUGCAUUUGAUGAAGGAAGUUUCAGGAUUGCCAACUUCUUUGAAGCGGGAAACACGUCCAGCACCUUCUCCUGAUAUAAUGGGAGAAUCCUCAAGCUCAGGUAUCUCAAGACUGGAUAAAGCAGACAGUUUUCGAGGCCCUUAGAUUUGGAAAUUGCAACAUUCUCUUUGUUUUCUAGUUUGCUUUGUGUAAAAUACAAGUAUCAUCAGUUGACGUACUCUUUGAAGCAUGUAGGAUCUUUGUUCAUUUUAUUCUCAGUAGUAUCAGUGUCUUCAGUAAAGCUAUCUCUGUCGCAUACAUGUAUGACAUAAGUAUGCAUUUAUUGUUGUAUUGGCUUAAAACCUUAAACUAUGUCUAGAGUUGACUAUAAUAUAAUUUUUUGAUUAUCCUCA
Molecule: messenger RNA, 574 nt
Organism: Nicotiana tabacum (common tobacco)
Lineage: Eukaryota; Viridiplantae; Streptophyta; Magnoliopsida; Solanales; Solanaceae
Source: RefSeq, a predicted model, not a curated record